Trichoplusia ni (cabbage looper) is the source of this 2103-nucleotide messenger RNA. RefSeq names its product ADP-ribosylation factor-like protein 2 (gene Arl2). Gene Ontology annotation, cellular component: cytoplasm; microtubule cytoskeleton. Gene Ontology annotation, biological process: protein folding. NCBI's taxonomy places the organism in Eukaryota, Metazoa, Arthropoda, Insecta, Lepidoptera, Noctuidae. The transcript has 4 exons. Gene Ontology annotation, molecular function: GTP binding; GTPase activity. Bases 764 to 1318 code for a protein of 184 amino acids. The record is from RefSeq and is a predicted model, not a curated record.
AGACUUGACAGCGACAAAAUCGGCCAUGGAUGGAAACUGUGCUCUAUGGUCACUAAUGGAUUCCAAUUUCGAUUUCCUGAAGAAUGUGAUGGUAUUGGCUAUGGUAUUUACAGACAACAAAAUAAUCUCUCGUCUUCAGGCGAUUAAUAAAUGUCGUAUGAGUUAUUUAAGAGUCGACUAUGAUGUUCCAUAACAUUACUGGAAGAUUGUAUCUUUUGUAUUUUAUAAGUUUAUCUGACACGAAUUUUAACAAGAAAGUUACGAUACGAACUUCAUAAAUACAUAGGGCCUAAGCCCUGGAUUGGUCUCUGUAGGGAAACACUCAGUUUUCUGAUAAAAGUUCGAUAGACUAGCCAAGAUAGACAAGCCUUGGGCUACUUUCUGUCAUCUGGUGUUUAACUCCUUUAACCGAUCGACACAAGGUCCGAGUUGAAAGCAGAAGUUGAUUAACUACACGUAAAAAGGAUUUUUCUUAAAUGAUAACCUAACAAUCAUAGCUAACUUAAACUUACUUAUCAAUUGAAUAAUAUAAAAAUACUGGAACGAGAAACCUAUCAGAGAAGUAAUUUGUAGAAAAAAUGCUAAACAGACAUGAAUUAAAAUCUAUUUUAUUUGUGUCGAAUGGUUAAAUUCCACAGAUAGUAAAAUGUUAAUAUAGUCUUCAGUGCAGGAAGGAAGUUUUAAAGAAACUAUUUCACUGUUGUUGGUUGACGUAAAUAAUGAAAUAAAUAAACAAAUUUAUCGAAAACUAUAAGAACAAACAAUGGGUUUCCUAACUAUAUUAAAGAAAUUGCGGCAAAAGGAAAAGGAGAUGAGAAUACUCAUGUUAGGUUUAGAUAAUGCCGGUAAGACGACGAUACUGAAACGUUUCAAUGGUGAACCGAUCGACACGAUAUCUCCUACUCUAGGUUUUAACAUAAAGACUCUCGAACACCGUGGUUAUAAACUCAAUAUUUGGGACGUAGGAGGACAGAAAUCUUUGAGGUCAUACUGGAAGAAUUACUUUGAGAGCACUGAUGGUGUGGUGUGGGUGGUAGACAGUGCCGACGCGCGGCGGCUGUGGGACUGCGCGCGGGAGCUGCACUCACUGCUGCGAGAGGAGAGGCUGGCGGGGGCCACACUCCUGGUCCUGGCUAACAAGUCUGACCUGCCUGGGGCUCUCACCUCACAGGAGAUACGAGAGGCCUUAGACCUGGACAGCAUCAAGACACACCACUGGCGCAUCGUGCGUUGCUCCGCCGUCACGGGCGAGAACCUGCUGGAAGGCAUGGACUGGAUGCUGGACGACAUCGCUUCCAGGAUUUUCACGCUAGAUUAACGCAACACAUGUAUUUAACUAUUCAUCUUUAAGUAUGGGUGUUUACUUACACAGCCACGAAGCAUAUAGAAUUUUUUCCUUGAAAAUUUAUUAGAACUGAUUUUUUAUGAUGUCUCACAUCUGAAUGAUUGUGAGAAUGAAAUUUUGAUGUAAAAAAUAUCAAAGGUAUAGCAUGUAACUCUUGCUUGUCGCAUUUUGUUUUUACCACUGAUAGAAAAUAUAAAAAUAUAAAGCCUUACUUAUGGGCUUCUUUACUUACUACAUAAUGUCUUACACUCAAAGUACUAUAAGACUUUGGGUAGUAUUAUAUAAUGAGGCACUAGUCAUGAGUUCAGGUGCUCCACACACUCCUCAUGCCAAUGCUAUAGUGAAAACUUGAUGACGCAUUACACGACGCAAAGCGGUGACUCAUUAGCACAAGUGAACAAGCUUUUAUAAGGUUAAUUAACAUGCUUGAAAAUAGCUUUUUAUUAAGUUUAUUUACAUUCAAAAAAUAAUAUGCAAGCUGAAUUAUAGAUCUAUCUAAAUAAUUGAAUAUUUUCCUUUUUUAUAGAUUUUAUAAGUUUUUUUUUCUUGAAGUAAACAUUUAUCUUGACUGCAGUACUACUUACUUUAAUUUGGAUUUGUUUUGCUUUUUAAAUUGCCUAUUAUGAACCACUCGCUCCUUGAUAUAUUAUUAAAAUCAUUUAUCUCAUUCCAAACGACACCUGCUUCAUAAAUUUACGCUAAAUACUGUGAUGUUUUUGUAAAUUAUUAAGUUUAUAAUAAAAACAUUUUUUAACAAA